AUGCAUGAUUUUCUAUUCCAACAAGAGGAAGAUCGUGGCGAGGAAAGAGAAGAAGAGCAGCGCUAUACAGAGCCAACUUGGAGAUUCAAUAUCAGACUGCUUAACGUUCCGCGGGAUAUCUACGAAUACCUCAUGGCAGCAGGCUGCCUAGGCCCUCUUCCUUGGAAGCUUGAAUACGAAAUACUCAGGAUGUACGUCAGAUAUGUACAUCCUGUUUCAACAUUCCUGGCCGAUAUAAUUGGGAAAGGAGAGUCGAAAAUAAAGAGUGCGCUACUCUAUCAAGCGGUCAUGCUUGCUGGCAGCGCCUUCGUCAAGGACCAUGCUAAAGCAGCCGGAUAUUCCUCUCUUGUUGAUCUGAGGAGAAAGUUGUUCUGGAAAGCGAAACUUCUCCAUGAGGCUGGGAUAGAAUUUGACCCCUAUUCCCGAAUACAAGCGUUGAUAUUGAUGACGCUUUGGCAUGAAGACAGCAUGGGACAGAAAGACCCACCGUACUGGCUCGACAUCGCCCUAUCAACAGCCAAGCAUAUGCAGUUGAGUGAAAAUUUGCAUUCUGGGAAUUUCUGUCUUCAGAAUCGGAUCUGGUGGUGCCUCUACGUUCGAGAUCGUAUAAUCGCUCUUGCAUUUGGGCGUCGCAUUAACAUCCUCAGAGAGGAUAUAUGGGUUUCGGUUUGGGGGACCUGGAUGCGUGCUUGGAUACGUAUGACAGCUACGUUUUGGAGCGCCUGGGAGAUGACACUGCUCAAUACCUGA
This is a messenger RNA of Penicillium cataractarum, 750 nucleotides long. RefSeq names its product fungal specific transcription factor domain-containing protein. The coding region runs from base 1 to 750 and encodes 249 amino acids. Lineage: Eukaryota; Fungi; Ascomycota; Eurotiomycetes; Eurotiales; Aspergillaceae. The record is from RefSeq and is a predicted model, not a curated record. Gene Ontology annotation, molecular function: DNA binding; zinc ion binding. Gene Ontology annotation, biological process: DNA-templated transcription. The transcript has 2 exons.